Molecule: messenger RNA, 11870 nt
Organism: Chroicocephalus ridibundus (black-headed gull)
Lineage: Eukaryota; Metazoa; Chordata; Aves; Charadriiformes; Laridae
Gene: MICAL3
Product: microtubule associated monooxygenase, calponin and LIM domain containing 3
Exons: 42
Coding region: 254-7084 (2276 amino acids)
Molecular function (GO): protein binding; FAD binding
Source: RefSeq, a predicted model, not a curated record
CUCCCCCCGCUCCCUCCCGCGGCGGGCCGGGCCGCUCCGUUCGGCAGCCUGACGGGUAGAGCGCGGCGCCCCCCGCGGCAGGACGCGCUUCGGGCCGUGGCAGCCCCGCGACCGCCGCCCCCAGAGCAGCAUGAGGCGAAGGUUAAUAAUGCUUGUAAGCCAGAGGUGAAAGUGGCUCAGCAGAGCAACAUCGUAAAAUCUGGCGGACUGGAAGAGAACAGCUGCCCCCCAGGGCAGCUGCGAAGUGUGAAGCAUGGAGGAAAGUAAGAAUGAGAAGGUGAACCAGGCUCAUGUUCUCUUCGACAGAUUUGUCCAGGCUUCAACCUGCAAGGGGACUCUCAAGGCUUUCCAAGAGCUCUGUGACUACCUAGAACUAAAGCCUAAGGACUAUCGUUCUUUCUAUCACAAACUCAAGUCCAAGCUAAAUUACUGGAAAGCCAAAGCCUUGUGGGCCAAAUUGGAUAAAAGAGGCAGCCAUAAGGACUACAAGAAGGGGAAAGCAUGCGCCAACACGAAGUGUCUGAUAAUUGGGGCUGGACCCUGUGGCCUUCGUACAGCCAUCGACCUAUCAUUCCUAGGAGCCAAGGUGGUGGUCAUAGAAAAGAGGGAUGCCUUUUCCCGCAAUAAUGUGCUGCAUUUGUGGCCAUUCACCAUACAUGACUUGAGGGGUCUUGGCGCCAAAAAGUUUUACGGCAAAUUCUGUGCAGGAUCCAUAGACCAUAUCAGUAUCCGUCAGCUCCAGCUUAUCCUUUUGAAGGUUGCCUUGAUCUUGGGAAUAGAGAUCCAUGUCAAUGUGGAAUUUCAGGGGCUUGUUUACCCUCCGGAGGAUCAGGAGAAUGAAAGAAUAGGUUGGCGUGCAUUGGUCCACCCAAAAACCCAUCCAGUAUCUGAGUAUGAGUUUGAAGUCAUCAUUGGAGGGGAUGGCAGGAGGAACACCUUAGAAGGGUUUCGCCGAAAAGAGUUCCGUGGUAAACUAGCAAUUGCUAUCACAGCAAACUUCAUCAAUCGCAACACCACAGCUGAAGCCAAAGUAGAAGAGAUCAGUGGUGUGGCCUUCAUAUUCAACCAGAAGUUCUUCCAGGAUCUACGAGAAGCCACAGGUAUUGACUUGGAGAACAUUGUCUACUACAAAGAUGACACGCACUACUUUGUCAUGACUGCCAAAAAACAGAGCUUGCUGGAAAAAGGAGUGAUACGGCAUGAUUAUGCUGACACAGAGUUACUACUCUCACGGGAGAAUGUGGACCAGGAGGCUCUGCUAAACUAUGCCAGAGAAGCAGCUGAUUUCUCCACUAAUCAGCAGCUGCCGUCACUGGACUUUGCCAUCAAUCACUAUGGUCAGCCAGAUGUGGCCAUGUUUGACUUCACGUGCAUGUAUGCAUCGGAGAACGCAGCCCUGGUGCGAGAGCAGAACGGCCACCAGUUACUUGUGGCACUGGUUGGGGACAGUCUCUUAGAGCCAUUUUGGCCAAUGGGAACUGGAAUAGCCAGGGGAUUUUUGGCUGCAAUGGACUCUGCUUGGAUGGUACGAAGUUGGUCACUCGGAGCUAGUCCUUUGGAAGUUCUUGCAGAGAGGGAAAGCAUUUAUAGGCUACUGCCUCAGACCACCCCUGAGAAUGUGAGUAAAAACUUCAGCCAUUACAGCAUUGAUCCUGCCACCCGGUAUCCCAAUAUCAACGUCAACUUCUUGCGGCCACAGCAGGUACGCCACUUGUAUAAUACAGGAGACUUGAAAGACAUUCAUCUGGAAAUAGAGAACUUUGUGAACUCCAGGACACCAAAGCUGACUCGGAAUGAGUCUGUAGCUCGCUCUAGUAAAUUGCUUAGUUGGUGCCAGAGGCAGACCGACGGAUAUGCUGGUGUAAAUGUGACGGAUCUCACGAUGUCAUGGAAAAGUGGCCUAGCUUUGUGUGCCAUUAUCCACAGAUACCGUCCAGACCUAAUAGACUUUGAUUCUUUGGAUGAACACAAUGUGGAGAAGAAUAAUCAGCUGGCCUUUGACAUCGCUGAAAAAGAGUUUGGAAUAUCUCCCAUUAUGACUGGAAAAGAAAUGGCAUCUGUUGGAGAGCCAGAUAAACUGUCUAUGGUGAUGUACCUCACACAGUUCUAUGAGAUGUUCAAAGACACCAUACCCUCUAGCGAUGCUCUGGACCUGAAUGCAGAAGAAAAAGCUGCCCUAAUUGCCAGUACUAAAUCACCCAUCUCUUUUCUCAGUAAACUGGGACAAAGCAUCUCUCGGAAACGCACUCCAAAGGACAAAAAAGAAAAGGAACUGGACGGUGCAGGAAAGAGGAGAAAAACCAGCCAGUCUGAGGAUGAGGACAUCCCGCGAAGCUACAGAGAAGAAAGGCCCACGCUGGUGAGCGCCUUGACAGAGAGGAGAAUUGAUGCUGCCAUUGGGAAUCAGAACAAAGUCAAGUCUAUGGCAACCCAGCUACUUGCCAAGUUUGAGGAGAACGCACCAGUGCAGUCCUCAAGCUUACGAAGACAGCAACCUGUCCUGCCUUAUCAAGAACGUGUUCACAACCAACCAUCCAGCAGACGAGAGCAGGGCCGUCUUGCUCCCAUACCCCAGUGGAAACAGAGAAACAGGGAACCUGGUGCCGACUAUCCUGGGGAGCAGAGUCCCAGACAGGAAAGGAGAUCUCCUCGUUUAUUUUCUGAUGACCAAGUGCCUGAGAAUGUUGAACAAAGGGCAUGUCAGCUAGCUGCCCUCCUGGAGUCCAGACCUGCAGUGAGGCAUCAGCCUGAGACUGAACCGUCUCGCCGAUUCUUUGUUGACCAGUGGGAGCUCUCCCUUAGCCUCCGUUCUUCUAAUCGCCCUUCUUCACCUUCAUCUGACUCUCUUCGACAGAAGUAUAUAAAGAUGUACACAGGCGGAGUGAGCUCAUUGGCUGAGCAGAUAGCCAAUCAGCUUCAAAGGAAAGAGCAACCCAAAACCCUUCUAGACAAGAAGGAACUGGGCUCACUCAAAAAGGAGUUCCCCCAAAACCUGGGAGGCAGUGAUGUCUGUUACUUCUGCCGCAAGCGAGUCUAUGUGAUGGAAAGACUGAGUGCUGAAGGCAAGUUCUUCCACCGCAGUUGCUUCAAGUGUGAAUACUGUGCGACAACUCUGCGCUUGUCAUCUUAUGCCUAUGAUAUUGAAGAUGGUAAAUUCUACUGUAAGCCUCACUACUGUUACCGACUCUCUGGUUAUGCUCAAAGGAAGAGGCCAGCAGUGGGUCCUCUGUCAGAAAAGGACACCAAAGGACCUCUGCAGGACGCCAUGGCAAGUGAUGGAAGUGGACGGGCAAAUACCAUCUCCGCCUCAGCAGAGAGGGCCCCAGGUUCUAAUGUAAAUGGGCUGGAAGAGCCCAGCCUUGCUAAGCGGCUGCGUGGCACACCUGAGCGGAUUGAGCUGGAGAACUACCGACUGUCACUGCAGCGGGAAGAAGAACUGGAAGAGGUGCCUGAAGAGACACUAGCAGAGCAUAACCUGAGCAGUGUGUUGGACAAAGGAACAGAAGAGGAUGUGCCCAGCAGUAGUUCAGAGUCAGAGAUGGAGGAGGAAGAUGAGGAGGAAGAAGACGAACUACUGCUGCCUCAGCAACCUCCUUCAGACUUGGGUGGUGUGCCAUGGAAAGAGGCUGUGCGUAUCCAUGCCCUCCUGAAGGGAAAGAGUGAAGAAGAGAUUGAGGCUGAGGAAAAUCAUGAGAUUGAGGACAAAGAAGAUGAGGAGGAGGAGGAAGAGGAAGAUGAAGAGGAGGAAGAUGAGGAGUCGAGCGAAGAGGGGGAGUAUUGCCCUUGGGAGAGCGAGCUGCAGCAAGGUCUCUGGCUUCAACGUCUCUCAAAUGAAGAGGACACGGGUACAUUUAAAGCUGGAAACCUUAGACUGCAGCAGAUUGUAAAUCCCGUGGAUCCUCUGGAGAUCCUGGCAGAUGUGCACUGGACACACAUCCGUGAAAAAGAGGAGGAGGAAAAAAUGGUCCCAACCUCAAAGUCCUCCACCUCCAGAGCAUCCGACCUUCCCUCCGUACGCCAUGAGGCGGUACAGGCGUGGCUGGAGACGGUCCCUGGAGCUCCAUGUGAGGAUAAUGAUGUGGAGGACGAGCUGGGCACGGAGCCAGCAGACACUGAAGGACAGGCAGGUGAAGAAGGAGACACGGGUGCAGAGCUGGAUGACGAUGACAUCCCAUCUGAUGCAGAAGCGGAGUUCCGCUUACAUCAAGGUAGCAUAGAAGAGCCAGAACUACAAGUCUCUGAAGAUGAAGAAGAUGAAGAAGGAGCAGAAGGUGCUUCUUGCAGUGUGACAAAAGAUCCAUGCAAGCCAUCCAUCCCUAUCCAGUCAUCUAGUGACAGUGUUCUUCCUCUGUCUCCAGUUGAUAGUCCCAGAGCAAAACAAGCAGAGGAUGCAAAAGAUCCCCUGGCUGAAGUAAUCCGUGCAAUAAAAUCUCCAGAGGGACGCUUUUUUCCUGAGCCUUUCAUUCUUGAAGAAGGACCAAAGGAUGAAAUUCCCAAAGACAGGAAAGUUAAGAGCCCUUUGGUGCCACCAUCUCCAGUGUUAUCCCAGCCAGUUGCAUCAUCAGAAGCCAUCGCACCUACAUCACUAGCAGAGUCUCAGCCAGCAGGACCAACGUUGGCUUCAUCCCCAACAUCGGCUCAAAUGCCUAUCUGUUCCCAGCCUUUGCCUUCUGCUGAAACAUCCAUUCCAUCCCCAGUGGAGCCUCCAGUAUGUUUCCAACCUGUCCCAGCCUUAACGUCUACUCCUUUAGCUAAACUGGUCCUUAGGGGCCAGGAUAGUGAGGUGGAAAAACUGGGGAGCCCUACUACUGCAGAAGAAGCCUUGAAACGGAGUAACCUUGUGGAAGAGUUUUGGAUGAAGAGUGCUGAAAUCCGGAGGAGCUUAGGACUCACCCCAGUAGACAGAAACAAACGCACAGAGACGAACUUUACUGUAUCUGCCCUUGAGACAACUCCUCUGAAGACUUUUAAUACCGAGAAUAUUUCAGGGGAUGAAAGGCUCCAGCUUGUGAAACCACAGCCUGCCCCAAGAAGACAGGGACUGUCCAAGUUAGAAAACGAGCAGAUUUCUCUGCUCACUCCAAAAUCUCCAUCAGAAAAAGAGCUAAGGAGUUCCAGUGAAGAAAGGAGAGAUGUAUCGAGCAGUUCUGGACUUGGCCUUCAGGAGAGCUCAUCUAACAUGAGAACUAUGGCUAGCCAGAGCUUCAACACCUCUGACUCUACCAUGCUUACUCCUCCAUCAAGUCCUCCACCACCACCACCUCAGGAUGAAGAACCAGCCACUUUGCGUAGAAAGAGACAUCAAGCAGUCUGGCAGAAUGAGGUUGAAGCCAGGUCUCCUCCAACACCAGCAUCAACACCUCCUGCUCCCCCACGCCGUGAGCCGACCUCUGCUGCCAAAGAGUCAACCCAGGCCAAAAAAGAUGACGUGCGAAAGUCUUUUGCAGAGAGUGUGGAUGAGAUUCCAUUUGCUGAUGAUGUAGAGGACACAUAUGAUGACAGGACAGAGGACUCAAGCCUUCAUGAGAAGUUCUUUACACCUCCUACCAGUAGACCAAGGCCAGAGAAACCACUUCUUUUGCCCUUGGUCAAAGAAAAUGGUGGUCCACCCUCAAUGGAAGGAGGAGUUAACCAAAAGAAGAGAGUGUUGCCUGAAAUUUCUGUGGAGGCCAAGGAGCUUGCUGAAGAAAGAAUGAGAGCCAGAGAGAAGUCUGUCAAGAGCCAAGCACUACGUGAUGCCAUGGCUAAACAGUUGUGUAAGAUGAAAGAUAUGGAGAUGGCUGCAGCUGCUGCUGGGGCCACAAGGGCACGAAAGGCGUCUUCUAUGCCGUUGAAGACCAAAGAGUUGUUUUAUGACUCUCCAAAGCAUCUGGCCUUGAAAAUACCAGAGGGUUCCACACGAAAGCAUGAUGCUGCUAGUGAGAAGUUCUCCACUCCUGCUGCUGAUGUGGCUGGACCUGAAGGGUCUGUCACCUCUUCAGAAGGCUCCAGUGGGAAGAGUAAGAAAAGAACUUCUAUUUUCUCCCCUCGUAAGAACAAAAAGGAGAAGAAAUCCAAAAAUGACAGCAGGCUUUCUGAUAAAUCUAGUGGUGGGACAGAGGAAGCAACAAAGCCUAGGUCAUUAUGGAAGUCUGUUUUCUCUGGAUAUAAAAAAGACAAGAAGAAAAAGACUGAUGACAAAUCCUGCCCAAGUACUCCCUCAAGUAGUGCCACUGUGGAUUCUGGCAAGCACAAAGCUUCUCCCCUGGUUACAGCUGCAGAUUUGCAGCUCCGUCAACACCUGAGUUUCUCAGAGGACUCUGACCUCUCCAGUGACGAUAUUCUGGAACGCUCCUCCCAGAAAUCUAAGCGAGAGUCGAUUUAUGUACCACACGCCUUGGCAUUCAAGAGAUCAUAUUCGUCAAAGAGAGCCUACACAGAAGAGGAACUGAACGCCAAGCUGACCCGGCGCGUACAGAAAGCUGCCCGUAGACAAGCCAAGCAAGAAGAGCUAAAGAGGUUACACAGAGCUCAGAUCAUCCAGCGGCAGCUUGAACAAGUGGAAGAGAAGCAGAGGCAACUCGAGGAGAGAGGGGUUGCUGUGGAGAAGGCCCUUCGGGGAGAAGCAGACUAUUGGGGAGAGUCUUAUUACAGUGACCUCAUCGACUUGCAUCUGGGUGUUGAGCCCAAUGCCGGGACACCACGUCGUAGACCUCUCUCCUUCUGCCCUUGCUGUGCCCAUGAAGGCAUGGGUAAGAAGGAUGAUCCCAAGCUGAUGCAGGAGUGGUUCAAGCUGGUGCAGGAGAAGAAUGCCUUGGUUCGCUACGAGUCCGAACUGAUGAUAUUCGCUCGGGAGCUAGAACUGGAAGACAGGCAGAGUCGAUUACAGCAGGAACUCCGGGAGAGGAUGGCAGUAGAAGAUCAUCUGAAGACAGAUGAGGAACUCUCAGAGGAGAAGAGGAUCCUGAAUGAGAUGCUAGAAGUAGUGGAGCAGAGAGAUUCUCUCGUGGCUCUCCUUGAGGAGCAACGGCUUCGAGAAAAAGAAGAAGACAAGGACCUGGAGGCAGUCAUGCUUUCCAAAGGUUUUAGCUUGAACUGGUCCUGAGCUUAACACAUUUACCUCUGCUGGUCUGUGUUGUCCAGUUGGCCUACCCUGAGUUCGCCAGAAUUACAUGGAUAGGAAGAUGUUGAAGGGGAAACCUCUGAAGGGUCCAACAGCAUGCAGGGAUUUGGUUUGAAGCACUCGGAAGCCUUUUGAUAAGUGUGUUGGUUCCAGAAGCUUAAGUUUUACAUGUCUGCAAGCCAAGUUGAAGAUAGUGAAUUGAGACUGUGGAGUCUCCUUGAGGUCCUAUGCAAUGGACCGUAUUUUUGUGUGUGUGGUAGGAGGGAGAGGAAUAAUCCAUGUGUGGGGAAGGAAGUUAAGGGAAGAAGUAUCCCUAACUAAACUGGAUUCCUGUCAGUCCAUUCCUUUCCCAUUUUUACUACACCGGUUCUAAUAAAAGGGAGGGCAGUGACAACCCUCUCUGGAAAACCACAGCAGCCUGUAGCAGCUUAUUUGGUGGAGUCAGCUGUCCGAGAGAGCUCCAGAAGCCCAGGGCAACACCUUCUUUGCUUUAGUCUUCCUCCCCACCAAAGAAACCUGCAGUUGAUCAUUAUACAUGGAUAUGAAGAAAUAUGAGACAGAGAAGAUACUACUAGUAUGCAUGAUGGAACUCUCUGCGUCCUGGUUUUUAGACAGAUGUGGGCAUCAGAGGACUCUCUCCCUAUCAUAGCCUCCUAAAUCUUCUUGUGGGGAAAAAAGGGGAGAAGAAGAGAGGGAAGAUGCCCUUCUGCUUUGCUACACACUGGAGAGACAGCUACUGCUGGCCUUAGUCUUCAUGGCCACAGCUCACAGGCUGGUGGGCUUCUUUGUUCUGUUUUUGUUGUGACAGUUUUGACACUGGAAAAUACUGACUGUGGGACAGUGGUAAGUGUGUGCUGGGACAGGGGUCUUACCAGGCGGCAUUCCCUGGCUGUUAGGCCCCUAAAAGGGAGAAGCCCAUAAGUGACCGAACCACCAUUAAGACCUUGCAGUGUUUUGGUUUUUUUUUUUUUUUUUUCCUCUGUAUUUUGUUUUUGCACAUUGGAAACGAAGCUUAAGACCUGCCUGGGCCCUCAGUCACUUUGACCCUUUUAUGUCAAUUAACUUAUUUUUUUAAUACUUGAAAGAAGAUUCAUUUUUUUAUCUUUUAGGAAAAAAAUGGAUGAGUGAUGGGUGUGUGUGCCUGCUGCAUCCUACAACUUCCACUUCUAAAUUACUGGACGUUGUUACCUGUGGCUAUUUAUUAGUGUUCUUAUUAAUAAUUUGAUUGUUACACGUAUUUGAUUGCGGAGGGAGUGUUUUAACUCUUUUAGAGAAAGACACUACUGCGGAUUGGUCCCUGCUUCACAGCAAGGGCAGCCUUUAUGGACCCAUGGAUGCAUCGUGCCCUGGAAGUUUUCCUUUAUGACAAAAUCCCGCACACUCGUGGAGUUGUAAGAAUCUAUUCGUGUUCCUAGCAUACUUUUCUUCUGGAUCCCAGAUUUCCUCUGAUGGACUAAUAAACCUAUAAUUUAUUUAAAUUUUACAUUUUUAUGACAGGAGAGCCAAAACUGUGAGGUAGAAAUAUCCCAUAUGUCUGUCUCUCACUGAAAGAGGGGACCCUCACACUCCUGAGAUACAGCUAGAGGGACUUCCAUGAAAAUAAAAAUAGCACAUUUCCUGCUGCAUCUGUUGGAAGAAGCUCCUUUUGGCUCAGCUAGUGAAGCUGCUGCUUUUCAGCCAGGAGGGUACUCGUCGUAAUCAUCCGUUAAUCAACAAGCAGGACAUGCACUGAGCAAUUCAGCACCAUUCACUGUUUGACAGAUUCCCUGAGCACACACUGCAUCCUUACCUUGUCCCGCAGAGCUGAAAUAGUGCUGUGCGUUGGGUAUGUGUCCCAUCCUUAAUGUGAUGUGCUAAAGAGGGUCCCCCCCACCCUUGGAAUGCCACGUUCUUUUCUUGUUAAAGAAGUACUAAGCCUGCUCCCUGAUGUCCUUGAGGAAGUGUCCCAUUCCCAAGCACAUUCCUACAGCGUACUGACUCUUUCAGCUUGAGCUCAUGCCGUUGGUGCAAGGUACCCAAGCAGGGCUGAACAUCCUUAAAUCUUUUGUCCCAGACAGAAGUUAGCAUGGUUUCUUGCUGUUGGCUCUCUACCUCCUUGAAAGAGGUCUUCUGUAAGCCAGGGCCUACGAUUUGAGUUCACCUCUGACUCAGGAGCAUACCUCAGGCUGGGGAAGAAUAAGUAGGGCUGUCCCCAGAGACUCUGAGCGGUGCUUGUUAACUGCGGAAACAUGUUUUUUCCACCUCAAGUGUUCCCCCUUCAUCCCCUCUCGUGUUUUUUGCCAAGGCAUUACAAAUUAAAUCCAGAUGCUCAUGAAACCAAGCAGACAGGCAGCUCCAGUGGUACUUAGUAACUGGUAACUGCACGGUAGCAAGUGGUACCGGCUAUAUCAGCAUCACAGAGUGUUGGCUUACCAACAGGAUGUCCAACAAACAGAAUUCCCCCGCAUUUGCCAGGUCAAAUUGGCAACAAUAGUUUACAUAGCCUGCAUGUGAGGGGCCAGUGGAAGCUGGAGAGGAGGAGGGAAGAAAGAGGGAAGCUAGAUACAUCGUUUGUUGUAAACUGUCUUGCGCAGAGAAUUGGCCUCAGUCCAUUUUGUGGAGCAGUAGGUAUAUGGACCACAUCUAACCUUUUAACAAAAGAUCGUUGAAUGUGAGCUGUAGAACAGAAAGAAAUCCUGAAGAAAUACCAGUUUACUACUUUUCCCUUUCAUGCUGGGGGACUCUGGCCAGAUCUUUGCAAUGCCGAAGAGUGAUAUCACUUGAGGGGGGUAAUGCCGUACUGCAGGGGAAAACCACAUAUUCUGAUAUUCUAGAAGUGACCUCUCUAGGUUAUGCUGAAGUCCUCCAGCAGUGAGAAUGAAAAUGAAGAGCUAACAUCGCACACACAAAUUAAUUAAAAAUACACAAAAGGGAAUGUUAAAAGGCCUUUGUAUAUCAAAAUGGUUGAAAAAGGCACAACUUAUAUUUGCUGUUCAGUUGCACUUUAAGAAUAUGACUUGCAUAUCAGAUACUGGGUUUUUUUACUAUCUGAAUAUUUUUAAUUCAAAUUUUAUAUUUUUAAAACUGAAGAAGGCUCUUGUGACCACAAGAUCCCUUAUUUGUAUCAGAAUCCAAGUAGGAUGUUCUAGCUCUUUGUGCUGCCCAGGUGGGUGGCAGCAGCACAUGACUCAGCCAUGUGCAUUCAAUGACGUGUGUCCAUUUUGCGUACGAGGGGACCGAAAAGGCCCUCAAACCUCCGAGAAAUGAGCACGCAAGGGCAUCAUCCAUCCCCAUGUCACACGGUCCGUACCCAGGGGUGGCCACUUCCUCCCUGCAGUAGGCAGGAGGAGAGACGAGCUUGGAACCUAACCUGUGUUCCCGUUGAAAUGGACACGCUGAGGAUGGGGUGAGCACUUCAGUCCCCUACGGGGAAGGGAGGGGGGAUACCACCUCCUGGAAACAGCCGGGAGGCAGACGGGGAUGGGGGAGCGAGGACUGCCAAAACAACCAAUCUGCUGUUUUCACAGUACAAUUUUAUUUUUUUUUUAACUGUUCUGUUCCUUUUAACCAUGUUUUCCUUAAAACUCACAAAUGGCUGUAAAAUCCUGAGCUUCAGAGAACUGUGCGUGGGGAGGUGACAAGAUGUUUCAGCUCCAAGUUCCAGACAUAUUCCUUCUUUCAGUUAACCAAUACCCCAUGGUCUCGCUAGGGCAUGUUACAAACUGCGUUGCUGAACAUAUUUUAGAGCAAACCGCAAGUUUCUAAAAGUCUGUCCUUCUCUCUCUCCGUCUCUGCAUUUUAUGUAAAUAUUUGUUUGUAUGUAAAGACACCAGUGGAUCCUUGGGUUACCCCCACGGUCAAGAAUCUGAGUUUUGUGCAAUGCUUAGGCCUCUCUUAGAAACACGGUGCUUGCGUAGAGCUAGUCACCACGUUUGUGUGCACUCUGGUGGUUUUUAAUAUUUUUAUACAUCCUAAUCCUGAACAUUAUGAAGUAUUAUAAGUGGUCUAGACUGCAUGAUCUAGAGCAGCCGGCAGUUCCGUUUUCUUAGCAGCUGUUCCUAAAAUGUUCACAGCUACACCUUGUUUGGUUAACAUUCUUUUAGAAUGAGUUUUCAAUUAAGUGUUUACACCAGACACCAGUGGAUGAGAAAGGUGUUGCAUUACAAAAUCUCCCGUGUACAAACUGAAAAGCCGCAACAUGGCUUUAUGGGAAUUUCAGUUGUCACUGUCUGCAAUAAAGAGAAUUCUUAAAGCGUUCUAAAAACCAGCCUGUAUAUAGUUCACGGAGAAAGAGAUCACUGGCUCUUGACCAUUGCAAAAUAACAGAGAUUAGAAACUUUCCAAAAGUUGCUGCUUUUGGAUUGCUCAGAGUACUGCUAUAGGCAGGGUAGCCGGGCAGAGGAGGAUGUCACUGAAUGCAGAUGGGAAGGGGAGGAUGCCAUGUUGUGAUGGCAUUGCGGUAAUUUAAAUACUCUGUAUCUGUGCGUGCAUGCGUGUGUGUGUGUGAAGUCUAAUCCAGGUGAAGGGAUCUGCUUUGGCAUCUUCCCUUUUGUAUGAAAGUGAACUCUGAUAUUCAGAUUGUUCAAGGCUUUUACGGUUGGCAUCUAUGGAGUGUUAACAGAAAAGCGUAUACCCUACCUGUAAAAAAAAAACAACUCUGUUUUCUUCUGUUUGGUUGUGUUUUAUUGUUUGUUUUUAUGCACACUUGCUUCGUUGGUGUUGAGAUUUUAGCACCUCAGAUGGCCAACUGAACUAAAAAAAACAAAAUAAAGUCAUUAAUUAUUUUUUC